Salmo salar (Atlantic salmon) is the source of this 1950-nucleotide messenger RNA. It is a transcript of the gene kcnk15, whose product is annotated as potassium channel, subfamily K, member 15. Gene Ontology annotation, molecular function: outward rectifier potassium channel activity; potassium ion leak channel activity. Gene Ontology annotation, biological process: stabilization of membrane potential; potassium ion transmembrane transport. NCBI's taxonomy places the organism in Eukaryota, Metazoa, Chordata, Actinopteri, Salmoniformes, Salmonidae. The record is from RefSeq and is a predicted model, not a curated record. Gene Ontology annotation, cellular component: plasma membrane.
UUUUAGAAACUCUACAGACUUAGUGCUGGAAAAUUUUUAUUGUGGGAAUAAUCGAAAUGUAUUUGACGGCAAUGAUUAUCCACAUUGAACUCAAGUAGCCUAAGACUCGCAUGUUUUUUGGAAGGGGAAAAGAACCCAAAGUUGCCAACAUUUGAAACCUUCCAUACACUUCCUCUUUUAUCUGUGUGCACCUCCUCCCCACGCCACACCUGCUGUUGGAUUGAUUCUACGCCACAGCCAGAGAGGCGAGAGCUAAACCACAGUGAGCACCACUCCCACCUGUAAGAGUUUCUCCGCGCCGAGGGCUUGAAGAUGAAGAAGCAAAAUGUGCGGACCCUGUCUCUUAUCCUCUGCAUGUUCUCCUACCUGCUGGUGGGCGCUGCGGUGUUCGACGCACUGGAAUCCGAGACGGAGAGCUCCCGCCGACGCAUCCUUGAGCUGAAGCGCACUGAGAUGAAGAAGAAGUACCGCUUCUCGGAGGACGACUACCGGGAGAUCGAGCGGGUGGUGCUGCAAGCGGAGCCCCACCGCGCCGGGAGACAGUGGAAAUUCGCCGGGUCUUUUUACUUUGCCAUCACGGUCAUCACCACAAUUGGCUAUGGCCAUGCAGCUCCAGGCACAGAUUCAGGGAAGGUCUUUUGCAUGUUCUAUGCCGUGCUGGGCAUCCCGCUCACCCUGGUCAUGUUCCAGAGCCUGGGCGAGAGGAUGAACACGUUUGUCUGCUAUCUCCUGCGCAGGGCCAAGCAGUGCCUAGGGUUACAGAGGACUGAGGUGUCCAUGGAGAACAUGGUCUUGGUGGGCUUCCUGUCCUGCAUCGGCACCCUGUGUGUUGGGGCAAUAGCCUUCUCCCACUAUGAGGCCUGGACCUUCUUCCACUCCUACUACUACUGCUUUAUCACGCUCACCACCAUUGGGUUUGGGGACUUUGUGGCCCUGCAGAAGAAGGAGGACCUCCAGGAGAAGACGCCCUAUGUGGCCUUCAGCUUCAUGUACAUCCUGGUUGGACUGACAGUGAUAGGAGCCUUCCUCAACCUGGUAGUGCUGCGCUUCCUCACCAUGAACACAGAGGACGAGAGGAGGGACGCCCAGGAGAGGGCCUCCAUCAAGAGGGAGAGGGGCCUGCUGACCAUGGGGCUCCAUGGAGGAGGAGGAGGACCAUGGCAGGGCAGAGGAGUGCUUAGGGUCAGGGAGAGGGACAGGAUGGGGCAGAGCCGCAGUCACAUCAAUCUUUUCCUGCCCAUGGAGGAGGGCACUAGCCGCACCAACCUCAUCUCCUCCCCAGCAGAGGAGCAGGAGGAUAGGGACAGGGCCAGGGGUGCCCCCUGCAGGCAGAGGCUGCAUUUACAGCUGCAUGGCACUGGCAGACAAAGGCCAGAGUCUCCCCUGGGCUCCUUGUGUUCCUGUAUGUGCUACCAUCUGGAGGUGUGUGAGAGCCCCCUGCCUUCCCACAGGGAGCACCCUGGGUGCAACAUUAACUCAGUCUACUGCAACUCCAUCUCUUACAGGAUCCAGAGCUGGAGCCCCAGAGACAACACAGGACUCUCGUCCCCAGGGAGCACACUCUCGCUUGGGCACAACUUCAGGGAGUACCCCUGCUGCCGGAGGAAGUCAGUGUAGCACCACGUGGGACAGAAUCUUUGUUUGUAAAGGUUGGAUUAAUCAAGUAUUUUAUACAUAUUUUUAAUACACUACAUAGGCAAGGUGUUGUAGUACACUGUAGAUGCACACGCUUUAUUAUAAAUAAAUUGGUGUAAAGUAUUGGCAGAGGCAAGAGAAUCUGUUUUAUAACAGGAAUUUUAGAACCUAUUUUCCCUAAUCAAAUGAUUACAAUGCUGUAUUUAUACAGGAUGAAUUUAAGUUGUUUUUGCAUUAUAGCCGCUGGAGAUGUAUCUUGUGAAUCAAUUCAUUUACUAUUGUAAUACUCUGUGAGUUGUUUGUUUUUUCCCCAAU